AUUGUGAAAUAUGUUGACGCAGGAGCCUGGUGAUAAAACAGCCAAUCCUUUCUUGAUACUUUAUUGGUCUGACCUGAAAGCUGAGCAGAUAUAAAUGGGUUGGAGCACAGGCAGCUAUCACCAUUCCAAGAAGAACGACCAGCUGGCAAAGACGAAAGGAAUUGAGACAGAAAAUGGCAAGUCUUUUAACGACUUCACCUGUUCCUAUAAGGACAAAAUUUCUACAUCAAAUAGGAUUGUCACUUUAUAAUACCUCUCAUGGCUUCCAUGAGGAAGAAGUGAAAAAAAAACUUCAGCAGUUUCCUGGUGGAUCUGUUGACCUCCAGAAAGAAGAAAAUGGCCUUGGCAUUCUUACUCUGAACAAUCCAAGUAAAAUGAAUGCCUUCUCAGGUGUUAUGAUGCUGCAGCUUCUGGAAAAAGUGAUUGAGUUGGAAAAUUGGACAGAGGGGAAAGGUGUCAUUGUCUGUGGGGCAAAAAAUACUUUCUCCUCAGGAUCUGAUCUGAAUGCUGUGAAAGCACUAGGAACUCCAGAGACUUCCUUUAAUAAGUGUUGCACUGGUUCAAGGUCGGGCACUGGGUGGAGGAGCAGAAUUUACUACAGCAUGUGAUUUCAGGCCACACUUGCACAUGAACGUUCCGGAGCCUCGGAUUGAAUCUGAGCCACAGCUGCAGCAAUGCCAGAUCCUUAACCCACUGUGACAGGCUGGGGAUCAAACCCACACUGCCUCAGAGACAACCCCAGAUCCUUAACCUGCUGCACCACAGCAGGAACGCCAACAUUUUGCUAUUUUGUUUUUGUUUUUGGCUUGUCAUGUGUGUGUUUGUUUGUGUGUGUAAUAUAUAAUAAUAUUUUUUUCUGAGAAAUUCGAGAGUAGGUUGCAUAUAUCUUAUUACCUUUUUAUUCCUUUAAAUACACUCACAAAUAUAUAUAUUCUUUUUUAAUAACCAGAGUACUCUACACAACCACAGCACAGCUGUCAAAUGCAGGAAAUUUAACAUUGAUGUCAUUCUUUUAUCUGUAUAUUACCCAUAUUUUAAUUGUGUCAGUUUGGCAAUAAUGUCCAUUAUAGUAGUGUUUUCCUCCACCGCAGGAUCAUUGCACUUAGUUGUCAGAGCUCUUUACAUUCAGAACUGAGAUAAUGUUUUUUAAGCUAUUAAGUUUGUAUUAUAACAUCAAUAGUAAAUAAUACAGGUGAUGUUAUUUUAAAAAUAUAUAUUGUGAUUUCUGAUUUUAAGAGGAUAUGUGCUCAUUUGGGUGAAUAUGAAUCACCUGGGGAUUUUAUUAAAUUGCAGUUCUUAUUUUAUAGGUCUGGGGUGAAGCCUGAGAUGAUGCUAUAUAGCUGGUCCACAGACCACACAUUGAAAAACAAGGUUCUAGAUUAUUUUGAAAAUAUUUAUUUUAAAAAAUAUUUUAAGUAUUAUAAAAAUAAAGCAUGCCUUACUAUUAUUAAUCAUUAAAAAAUAUACAGGUAGGUAUAGAGUAAAAAUUAAAGUUGUUAUCAUCCAAACGUAAUUAGCAUUAGCAUUAUGGUGUGCUUUCUUCACUUUUUAAAAAUAGACACAUAAGAGUUCUGGUGGUGGCUUAGCCGUUAACAAAUCUGACUAGCAUGCAUGAGGACACAGGUUCGAUCCCUGGCCUCGCUCAGUGGGUUAAGGAUCCAGUGUUGCCGUGAGCUGUGGUGUAGGUUGCAAGAUCUGACUCGAAUCCUGCGUUGCUAUGGCUGUGGUGUAGGCUGGCAGCUAGCUACAGCUUGGAUUCAACCCCUAGCCUGGGAAGUUCCAUGUGCCACAGAUGUGGCCCUAAAAAAAGGAAAAAAAAAAAAGAAAGAAAAGACGUAUAAUUUUCUAUUUUUAAAAAAGUAGGAUCAUGUGACAUAGUUUAUAUUUAAUGAGUGUUUUCAUAUUAUUAAAUGUACUUGGAAAACAUGAAUUUUAUAAGUUAAAAUAUUUCAUCAGUAUGGAUAUACUAAAAUAUCCUCCUUUGGUUGUUUCUAAUUUUUCUCUGAUUAAUGCUCUGAUAACUGCUUUUUACAUAAGGCUUUGUUUUUUUUUGGAUUUUUUCCUUAGAAUAAAUCCUACUACUUAUUAAGUAGUCAAAGGAUUUAGUCAAAGAUGGUGAAAAUGUUCAAGGUUUUUGAUAUAUGGUACCAAGUUAUCCUCCAGGAAAGAUUCUGCCAAUUUAUAUUACCACCAGCAGUAUAUCAGUAUCUUUUUGAGAGCAUCCUUUCUUACUCUUUUAAAAGAUCUUUUCGAAUUUUAAUAAUCAAAAAUUGUUUAAUUUGUAUUUUUAAAAGUUUAGAAGUGUAUGGAGAGGCAUAUGUUUUUAUAUGUUCAUUGAAUGCGUGUGUAUGUGUGAACUGUCUGUCCUUUUUGUUUUUCUUUGGAGUAUCAAGGAUUUAGCUGUUUAUACACUGGAUGAAAAACACAUUUUUAUUCCUCUGUCUCCCUAGAGAAAUAAAAUUCUCAAUUAUGCAAUUUAAAACCUGCCUACCUAAUUUGUUUUCAGUCUCUAACAUUGUUUUCAUGAGUAUAAAUAACCCUCAGCCAAAGGUAUUAGCAUUUCCAGAUGCUACCCAUUCGUUCAAAGUGUAUUACAAAGAAAGGGAGCUGUAAACAUAUUUGUCCCAAGGGAGCUACUAUAGGUUUCCCUUCUCUUAAAAUACCAACUUAAUAAAUAAAAUACAAAAUAUACGUAAUACACACUUGCACAUAGACACAGGUACACAUGCAUGUGCACACACACACAAAUCAACAUAUCUCAGAGUUACUAAAAAACAAAUUCCAUUUUUGCUGUGGCAGUGCCUGUACUCUGAAUAUGAGAUAUCCACCUCAGGAAGCAUUCACAUUGCCCAUGCAUGUUGCUUUUGUUUAGUAGUUAUCACUGUGUGAUGUGGAAAUUCUUACUUUAGAGCCUGUGAUAUCAAGAAAAUCCACCUCUGAGCAUACUAAGAUUAUUAACUGAAUAUUAAAAUCAGACUUGAUAUUCUCAAAAGAUUUUCCUGUCUGACUCUCCCUCACUGUACUACCAUAGGAAAUCAGAAAGGUGACCCAUGGGUAGAAACUUUGGCUCUUGCAAUUUUUUAUAAUUUGUCUUGUGAUGUGAUGGCAGAUAGAAAUCUGGAGGAAGAAGGUACCAGGAAAGUACAUGUGCAAAUAAAUGUCUGUGUUCAAGGCAUGAUUUUAUUAUUUAUUUAUUUAUUUAGCUUUUUAGGGCCACGCCUGUGGCAUAUGUAGGUUCCCAGGCUAGGGGUUGAAUCGGAGCUACUCCACAGCCACAGCAAUGCGGGAUCUGAGCCGCGUCUUCAACCUACACCACAGCUCAGGGCAACACCAGAUCCUUAACCCACUGAUCAAGGCCAGGGAUCGAACCCACAAUGUCAUGGUUCCUAGUCGGAUUCAUUUCCACUGCGCCACGACAGGAACUCCAAGGCAUGAUUUUAAAGUAUUGUUUGUGGUCAGAGAUGCUGUUGCUAUUAUAGAAUUUUAUGUACCAUAUUUCCUCAUGUCACCACAGUUUGCCUUGUUACAUUUGCUUUGUUCUUAUACCAUGUAAAGGAACCAGCAGUGCCUGAUCCUGAAGUUUAUUUAAAUCAAUGAUUCUAGACUUUAAAUUUACGUAUCAUGUUAUUUAAUUUUGUAACAGGAAUGCUUUAAAAUUUUAAAAUAUUUAUGCUUUUAGUUAUAUUGCACUAUAUUCCUUGAGUUAGUCUUAGAGAAGUAUGUGGGUUUUUUUAAUCAACUUGGAAUCUUCUGCUUCAGCCAGAACUAUAACAGAACACAGUAUUAUUCCUACCUUUAUUUGGAAAUUAAAAAUUGUGUAUUAUUUUGUAGUCUUCAUUAACAGAUAUUAAGGAAGGAUGGUAUACCAUUACUUGCUGGGCUUUCACUGAAAAUAUAGCUCUUUAUACAUUCAAACUUUAGGGACUGAGUGAGCUUAUUAGUCCAGGAAAUAACUUUAUAAUGUCUUUCUAGCAGAAGCACUACUGUUGUUUGUAGUGAGUUACCUAUUAAUGCAGCCAACCUGAUAAUAAUAAAAUCUAGUACACAUAAGAGUUUAAUAUGUCAGGUACUGUGAGACUACAAAUACAUACAAUGUAUAUAUUCCAAAUUAAGGUAUACAUACUGUGUUCUAUAGAUGUGGCUGAAGUAGAAGAUUUCAAACUAUUUUAUUAAAAACAUACAUAAACACGAUUCCUCUAGGAUUCUAUUUAAAGGAACAGUGGUGUGUAUAUAUAUGUUCUAAGAAAACUUUCAUAUAUUAACUCAUUUAAUACUCAUAAUUCUAUGGCAUAAGUACUAUCAUUACAUCUGCUUUAUAAACAAGCAUACUGAGGCCCAGAGAUGUUAAGUCAUCUACUCUUCCUCUCCUCUUUAUACCAUGUAUCUCUUUUUUUGUGUGUUUUACAAGGUGUAAAAUGAAGCCAGUCUAGUGACCAAGCCAGACAGUCUAGUUUAUAUCCAUGCAUUUCACAUCAAAGCUGUACUCUCUUCCAAUGUAAUUAUUUAUGUUUCUAACUUCACCAGAGUUCACUAAAAGUAUCCUUUCUUUUAUGAUACACAUUUUUAAAAUCUUUUUGUAAUCUUUUGCCAAAAUGUUGCCUAUUUUAGUAAAAUUUGUAAUAAUUUUAAAGUUAUUUUUCUUGAAUACAUUUGUUCAAAGUCCUACAACUUAUAGCUAAAUCUGAUGACUUAGCUAGUAGUCGCAUCGUGAACCAUCCCUUCAGGUAUCAACAUUGACUUUGCAACAUCUCACAAAGGUGAUACUCUCUCCUAAGUUAUGAAUUGUUUUUCCUAUAACACUGAUGCAUCCAUAACGGAACACUGCGUAUAUCCACAUUUGAUUAAUUUCCUUUUCUUUGCUCUCCUAAAGUGUCACAGGAAAUUUUCAACCUUGCGAAUAAUGACACUUAUUAAUAGUCAUAAGACCCUUAUAAUUCUUUUACUUGUCAAAAUAACAGUUUAAUAUGGCUGUAUAAAUGAGUCUGCCAUAAGGCUUCAGAGUCUUAAGAUUUGGGUCUUCUAGUUUUCUACAUAGACUAAUAGAUUAUCCCUUGCAAUAAACUACAUUUCAGGUGGUGCCAGGUAAAGGCAUCUAAAUUCUAGCAGUAAUUAGUGUAUAAUUCUAAAAUGGGAGUUCCUGUCGUGGCACAGUGGAAACGAAUCCGACUGGGAACCAUGAGGUUGUGGGUUCGAUCCCUGGCCUUGCUCACUGGGUUAAGGAUCCUGUGUUGCCCUGAGCUGUGUGGUAGGUCACAGACAUGACUCAGAUCUGGUGUUGCUGUGGCUGUGACAUAGGCCAGCAGCUGUAGCUCCAACUGGACCCUUAACCUGGGAACUUUCAUAUGCCAUGGGUACAGCCCUAAAAAGCAAAAAUAAAUAAAUAAAUAAAAAUAAAAAGACAAAGGACAAAAAAAUUAUCUAAAAGGCCUAUCAGGAAGCAGUUUCUAUUUUUGGAUAUAUCUUGAUACAACAUUUUCUUCAUACAUUCUCGUUAUCACCACUGAAAAUUUUACAUUUAAACUUUAACUUUUAGAUUAAUAAAAAGUCUUGUGAAAGGUUACCACGUGAACAGUGCAUAGUUCUCCCAUUGUUAGACUAAACUGCCUUGUGUUUUUUGGUCACUUAAUACAUUUUUUGGUUAUAUUAGUUUAUGUGUAUCAGUACACAGGUACACCCUAGGCAUAACAUAUAAAGAAUGAAUGUCAGUUUGAUCACAACAGGUAUUUUUACAAAGAUUACCUCAGGAUUUGUUAGGGUUAUAAAAUAUGAUUCAUAAAGUCAUACCUCACCUUGUAAAAUAUGGCAAAAGGAAAAAAACACAUAAAAAUGAUAAGCAUUCUUUAGAAGAAAAUAAUUGCAAAUAUAAAAAGGCUUAUAUAUUCAACUUUUGUCAUAAGCUAAUCUACAUUAUCCCACCAUCAAGACUUUACCAAACGUAUUCAGUUGACUUUAAAUGAAUUUAUCCUGACAUAAUCCUUUUCUAUAUUGUAGGCACAGCUCUGAGCGAUCAGUGUCAAUUCCAGGAUAUAAAUAGGAACUGUGACAUCUAUUCUGUGUGAAGUUUUAUAGGGUUGUGUUCAGUACAACAAUACUCAUAUUUCCAACUCUAUUAAGACAUUACUGUGAUUUCUAUUCUACUUAUUUUCGACCUUGUUUUUUGUUUAUUAUAACUCCUUUCACAAUUUGGGGCUAGAUUCAGAUUCUUAAGACACUCAUUCUUUCUCCCCUCCCAUUUAAAAAGUAUUUAUUGAAAAAUACUAUUUCAUGGUUAUCUAAAAGCAAAUGUCCAUAAUUAAGGCAGAUUUUUCCUUAUAGGAAUUCACAGCUGUGAAGAGAAAAUUCUCUUUCCCAGUGGGUUAAUAAAUAGGCUUUUGUGAGAAUUCUCUACUGGAAUAUUUCUCUUGAUUAAAGGGUCAAAGACUCAGAGUCUGCUGUUUUUGGUGAUUAAAAAAAAAAAAAAAAAAAAAAA
Messenger RNA from Sus scrofa (pig), 6469 nucleotides. The record is from RefSeq and is a predicted model, not a curated record. NCBI's taxonomy places the organism in Eukaryota, Metazoa, Chordata, Mammalia, Artiodactyla, Suidae.